Molecule: messenger RNA, 914 nt
Organism: Scutellospora calospora
Lineage: Eukaryota; Fungi; Glomeromycota; Glomeromycetes; Diversisporales; Gigasporaceae
Source: the annotation of a GenBank genome assembly
UAAAUGAGGAAAAUGUCACUAUUUGUGAUAAGGGGUUAACGGCAAAGGAUGUCAAUCUUUUCCGUUAUGCAGUUUCCAAUAAUUAUUGGUAUCAGCUAUUUUUAGAUGAUUUGCCAGUUUGGGGAUUUGUCGGAGAGUUUGACACAAACACUGGCGAUGCUUUUUUAUAUACACAUAGGGAUUUUGUAAUAAGCUAUAAUCAUGACAAGAUAAUCCAAGUCAGACUAGAAAGUGGAAAUCCGGUCAAAUUAUAUUGGGAAACUCGAGAUAUACCGAUACGAUUUUCAUUUUCAGUAAGAUGGGAGGCUACUGAUGACCCAUUUGACUCAAGAUUCGAUAAACUAUUAGAUACGGAAUUUUUUGAACACAAGAUUCAUUGGUUUUCAAUUUUCAAUUCAUUUAUUAUGGUCAUGCUUUUGGCUGGUUUUGUCAGCGUCAUAUUAUUGCGUAUGCUGAAAAAAGAUUACGCUAGAUAUGACAAGGAGGAGGCUCUCGGUGAUUUGGACCAUGAUCUUGGUGAUGAAUAUGGUUGGAAACAAGUCCAUGGCGACGUUUUUCGCGCACCACGUUCAUUAUUAUUGUUUUCAGCUCUAAUCGGCACUGGGUAUUCUAGUGCGAACACAUAUCAGACUUAUGGAGGUCGUAAUUGGAUAAAAAACAUUAUUGUAACUGCUACUUUAUGGCCGGGAACACUCAGCGUUGUGACAACUAUGAUUAAUUUUGUUGCAGUCUAUUACUCUAGUUCGCGAGCAAUUCCGUUCACAGCUAUGUUAGCGAUGUUUGCAACCUGGCUGUUCCUUGCAUUUCCGUUGACAUUUAUAGGAGCGAUUCUUUGUCGUAAUUGGGCAAGUCAGCCAAAUUUUCCAUGCCGUGUUAAUCCUAUUCCACGACCUAUUCCUGAGAAAAUUUGGUAG